Messenger RNA from Hipposideros armiger (great roundleaf bat), 1627 nucleotides. RefSeq names its product sterol carrier protein 2 (gene SCP2). Gene Ontology annotation, cellular component: cytosol. Gene Ontology annotation, molecular function: acyltransferase activity, transferring groups other than amino-acyl groups. NCBI's taxonomy places the organism in Eukaryota, Metazoa, Chordata, Mammalia, Chiroptera, Hipposideridae. Bases 1 to 681 code for a protein of 226 amino acids. The record is from RefSeq and is a predicted model, not a curated record. The transcript has 6 exons.
AUGUUUUUUCCUUCUGUAGGACAAGGCGGAAAACUGGUUGAUAGAGGAGAUAAUACUUAUGGAGGAAAGUGGGUCAUAAAUCCUAGUGGUGGAUUAAUUUCAAAGGGACACCCACUGGGAGCCACAGGUCUGGCUCAGUGCGCUGAGCUCUGCUGGCAGCUGAGAGGGGAAGCCGGGAAAAGACAAGUUCCUGGUGCAAAGGUUGCUCUGCAGCAUAAUUUAGGCCUUGGAGGAGCUGCAGUUGUCACGCUCUACAAGAUGGGUUUUCCCGAAGCCGCCAGAACUCAUCAGAUUGAGGCUGCUCCAACCAGCUCUGCAGCUGAUGGGUUUAAGGCAAGUCUUGUCUUUAAGGAGAUUGAGAAGAAGCUUGAAGAGGAGGGGGAACAGUUUGUGAAGAAAAUCGGUGGUAUUUUUGCCUUCAAGGUGAAGGAUGGCCCUGGGGGUAAAGAAGCCACCUGGGUGGUGGAUGUGAAAAACGGCAAAGGAUCAGUGCAUCCUAACUCAGAUAAGAAGGCCGACUGCACAAUCACAAUGGCUGACUCGGACUUACUGGCUUUAAUGACUGGGAAAAUGAAUCCUCAGUCGGCCUUCUUUCAAGGCAAAUUGAAAAUCGCGGGCAACAUGGGCAUGGCUAUGAAGUUACAAAAUCUUCAGCUUCAGCCAGGAAAAGCUAAGCUGUGAAGAACUUGCUUUGCCUACCUUGGAAAAAUCAAGAUGAGACAUAUAGAUAUAUAGCCAUAUAUUUCAUUGUCAAAGCUUAGACUGAAACCACGCAUUGGCAAAUAGCAUGAGAUCUGUUUUUAAAUGGGUGUGACCAGUCCUGUUUUUCCUUGAGCUCUGGGUGAACAGAGCCUGGUGGUAUUACUACUGCUUUGCUGAACUGCAUACAACUGUGCAUUACAAAGUUAAUAUGGUAAUUAUGGUUUGGGGUAAAAUGGAAUUUGAGAAUAAAAUUAGGAACGGCAAAAUCCCAAAACUAUGUAAACAAAAGCUCUCAUUUUGCUUAUAAAGUAUAUUUAAGGAUUAUUCUGCUGAAGAUUGAAUUUAAGUUUUCCUUGGGAGAACUAGGGAAGAAACAAAAUACCAGUAGCUGGCCAGUAAUUAGUGUUGUGCACUUAAUGACCUUAAUCUAUUUUACAUGAAUAGUUUUUAAAAUUCUGCACUGGAAUUAAAAAAAAAAAUUUUAAUUUUGCAUUUUGUGCCAUCAAUAUGGUAUUUUCUUCCCAAAUCUAAAUAAAAGAGAUAUGAUCAGAGCUUUGGGGUGAGCGGGAAUUUAUAGUUAUACACAUACCUAUUUUUUAAACAAAAAUAUUUUUAAAUGGGUUUUCCUUCUUGAAAAAUCAGUGUUAGAGUCAAAACGCUGUUAAAAAUAAUUGAAUAAAAUUUUCUUUGAGAUGCACAGUUUUAAAAUUAUAAUCUCAUAUUAAUUUAAUUAAGUUUAUAAAGCUCUCAGGCCCUUGUUAUGAUUUCCCUUUUUCAUAUGUUUCGUUUAAUUAAUUAUCCACAUAUAUCUUUCAUCCUAGUUUUUCUAAUGCUAAUGUUAUUUCUUAUAACUCAGUAAGAUAUGGGGUAAAAUAAUGCUUUUGGAAGAAAAUUUAAUAGAAAAUUAAAAUAGCUCUUCCUGAUC